AUGGAUUUCUUUCGAAAACGAAGAGGUCCAACGGAAGCAAAUAAGGCUCCUGCUGCCGCUGAGGAUGACAAUAAUAAUAAUAGUAAUAAUGACGGUAAAAACGAUUUCAAUAGCAAUAAGAAGCCUGAAACCACCGUGGAAUCGUCGUUGACGGGGAUCAACGCUGGAAGGAAGAAGAAAAAGAAAAAGAAGAAACCGAAAAAAGAAGAGUCUGGAGAAGACGAAACAUACGAGACUGGUCGACCUACCGUUGGCGAAUCUCAGGAAUUUAAAAUCAUCGAAACUCCAAAGCUUCAGGAGGAUACCCAAGUUGAAGACCUUCAGCAAUCACAGCAGGGCAAAAAAGGAAAGGAUCUUGGAGAGCUUGAAUCAAAAAUCCAAGAGUUGAAGACUGCUUUGGAGGAAAAGGAAUCUGAACAAAGGGAGCAAAGGGAGCAACAGGAAAGACUCAAGAGCGAAAAUGCCAAUCUCCAAUCUAUGGUAAACAAAGCUUUACAAAGUCUGACAUCCUUUGAGACCCGCUCAAAGGAGCAAGAAGCAGAGAUGCAAACCUUUAUGCAAUCAAAAGUUGAAGUCAUGGAGAUGAUGGAAGAAAAGUUGAUUUUGGAAAGUACGAAGGUCGAAGGAUUCAUGGCAGAAAAGAAAGCGGAAAUUGAAAACUUGAAAGAAACAGUAUCCUUGCGAGAAGAAACCUUGAAAGGGUUACAGGGUGAACUGGAAGCAGAAAAGGAGCUAACUUUCAAAGUUUUAGAAGAAAGGAACCAGGCCACGGCGACCCUGGAAGAAAAGCUGUCCAUCAUCGACGAGCUUCAAUCCAAUCUGGAAGCGGAGCAAGAAAUGCAACAAACAUACGAAAUGGAAAUUACCAACUUGGAAAGUUUGUAUGGUGAUGAAAAGGAUAAUGGCGAAACUCUAAGGACGCAGCUCGAGGAUAUGAAGGUGCUCGAAACGCAUGUGAGGGAUUUGAAGAAGGAUCUUGCGGUUGAGAGAGAACAGCUUGCGCAGUUGCAGGAAGAAUAUAAACAGUUGAAGGAAUCGGAAGCCAGUCUUCAAGGGCAGCUUGCGACUCUGGAGCAAGAGAUAUUGUCCGAGAAGGAAAAGAGCCGUCAAAUGCAACAGGAAAAGGAGGAAUCCGAAAGUCGCCUGAAUGUUCAGAUGGCUAGAAUGGAAGAAGCACUUUCAAAGCUACAGCUUCAAGAAAUUGAUUUGAAGAAUCAAAUAUCGGCAAUGGAGGAAGAAAUCAGACAAGGCGCACUACUGAGAGAGCAAGAACGUAUACAAGCAAACGCAGCACAUUUGGAAGAGCAGGAGAAAAUGCUGAGGCAAAUUCAAGAUCUGGAACAGACAUUGGAAUUGGGAACGGAAAAUGUUGCAAAGCUCCAGAAAGAACAAGAGAACAGCCAUGAUACCAUUUCCAGAAAUAUCAUUAUUAAUCAAGAAAAGGACGCGGAAGUAAGGGAGCUCAAGUCCAAGCUGGCAUUGAAGGAGGAAGAGCUGCAAAAUAUUGUGGGACAAUCGUUGGCUGACGCAAAGACUCUUGAUGAUUUGAAUGCAGAAUUAUUGAUCAAGGAUAGUAAGAUCCAAUCGCUUGUUGCAACCGUCGAGAGUGUGAAGGGAGAGUGCUCAAAACAGGCAAGUCAUGCUGAGUCAUUGGAGAAGGACCUGAUUGCUUUGCAAAAGGAACUGUCAGAAAAUAGCAGCGAUUUGAAAUCAGUUGCACUUAAGGAUGCUCAAAUUCAAGACUUGGAAUUGAAGAUUGAAUCACAGAGUGGGCUUAUCACAGAGAAGGAGCGAUUGAUUGCGGAAAUGGGAAAGUCAAUACAAGCGGAUGUGAAGCGAGCAGCCAAGCUUCACGAGCAGCUUCCUCGUUUGCUGGAGUUGAUGCAAAGUGAAGAAGCUAGGAAUGCGUCAUUGACAGAACAAUUGAAAGAUAAGGAUCAUGAAAUUGCUGCGGCUCACGGAAAGGUCAAUGAAUUGGAGAGUAGUACGGCAAUGAUGAAAUCGUUGAUUGCUUCGAAGCAGAUGAAGAUUGAUGACCUUGAAGACACACUUUCUGCGAGGCUGAAGCAUGAAAGGCAGGUAAUUUUGGACGCGAAACGGGGAGAAAGAGGUGGUCUCAAAACAUUGUUCAACUCCAGUUAG
Cylindrotheca closterium is the source of this 2142-nucleotide messenger RNA. The record is from the annotation of a GenBank genome assembly. NCBI's taxonomy places the organism in Eukaryota, Bacillariophyta, Bacillariophyceae, Bacillariales, Bacillariaceae.